Molecule: messenger RNA, 1692 nt
Organism: Lytechinus variegatus (green sea urchin)
Lineage: Eukaryota; Metazoa; Echinodermata; Echinoidea; Temnopleuroida; Toxopneustidae
Product: 25S rRNA (adenine(2142)-N(1))-methyltransferase-like
Exons: 6
Coding region: 146-979 (277 amino acids)
Cellular component (GO): nucleolus
Molecular function (GO): rRNA (adenine) methyltransferase activity
Source: RefSeq, a predicted model, not a curated record
CAAAAGGCAGAAUGAUCAAAGACCACGGCAUCGAGAAAGUCGACCGAGUGUGGUUGGUAAACGAUUUCUUUCUAAUUUUAAGCUGUAGGCAGGCUUGGUGAGGCACGGUUCGUGACAGUUCUUUGUUUGUACAAGAAAAUUGAAAAUGAAGACGAACAAGAGACGAAAGAAACCAAAGAAACCAGUAACAGCUAUGAACUUAGCCAGCCAAAAUAACGAGAGCUCAAAGUUCAUGAAAAGGAAAAUCAUAUCAAGGCUGCACACUAUCAUGAAGGACAUUGACAAGGUCAAACAAGAUACAACCAGCUCUUCAGAUGAUAAGAAGAUGAAGGUUAAGCAGUUAGAACUCAAGAUAGAAGAGCUAGGGGGAUUACAAGCCUACCAACAGAGUUCUCUCCUUGGUGAACAUCUCCAUGGCAACGUAAACACAUCAAAAUGGGUGCUGCAAAAACUCAAGGAAGCUAAUAUCCGGUCACCAAAGGGAUCAAAGUUAUGUCUUCUGGAUGUUGGGGCCCUGCAGGAGAAUUACUCCAAACAAACAAAAUGGUUGGAUGCAGUGGCCAUUGAUCUAAAUCCACAGUGCGAAGGCAUCAUCAAAUCAGAUUUCUUUGACUUCAAGGUUGGAGAGUCUGAUGUCUAUGACAUCAUAGUACUGAGUUUGGUCCUAAACUUUGUAAGCUCUCCUUCUCAGAGGGGUGAGAUGUUGAAGAGAUGCCAGACACUCUGCAGACAGGAAGGACAUAUCUUUAUUGUUCUUCCUCGUGCAUGCCUGGAUAACUCACGCUACUUGGAUCACGCCCUCUUUGAACAGAUGAUGGAAAGUUUGAACUUUGACCUGGUGGCUAAGCAUGAUAGCAAAAAGCUUAGUUUCUUGAUGUUCAGAAAGGCCGAGAAGAGGAAAGAAGUGAAGACCAGUUUCCACAAGAGAGAAGUCAGGAAUGGGACACGGUGCAACAACUUUUGUAUCAUUAUGAGAUGAGGGAUUUGACAGUUAGGAAGGGAAGAUUCAGGUCAAGAGCAAGAAGUCAGGAUGAGGAAAGGAGAGAACGGCAAAGGGAAGUCCAAAACAGCAAAAGGUUAAACAACUAAACCCUACCGUGAUGAGAUGAGUUUUUGGCCUUUGAUAUGAAGACUAGUUUUCAAUGAGAAAAGUCAGGAAUGGGUAAUGAUGCAACAACUUUUGUGGAGUUUUUCAGGAGUCUGCCUUCGACACCUUAAUGAGAAAACCGUCUUCAUGAUUGUGACUAUUCCAUAUCAUUAAUGCGACCAGGGUUUUCCCCAAGUCGUGUUUUGCAUCGGGGGAGCAUUCAUGAAAGGACUUGUCGGAUAUUUCAUCCAACAAAUCCUGCUUUACCCGACAGUUACCAUAAUAACUGCCUCUCAGCCAAUCAAAAUCUAGGAAAGAUGUUGGAUCUGACAACUUGUCGAACAAAUAUGAAACAUCCCCCUGGUCUUGCGGAGGGUCACAUGAAGCUACUAUGAAAAGAAGUAAAUUAUCAAAUUUUCCACCAUCUAUUUCAUAAAUUGUGAUAAAUUUGUAUGUGUGUUUAUUAGUUUCUUAGUUUUCAUGGUGAAUGAAGAGGAUUAGAAUACAGACUAAAGAUUGUCUUUGGCUGAGGACAUCGACAUGCAGAAACAUUAUCGUAUUUGGGAAUGUGUGAUUGCCACUUGUGUGUAGACACAUUUGACAUA